AUGCUGAGCCACGUGGCAAUCACGCGCCAGCGCACGGCAAACGAUUUUUUUCGCCUUCGCCUUGUUCAAGACAGUCCUGUCGCGUGGAGUAUUUGGAGUUGUUGGGGCCCCGUCGGCGACGUUGGAGAGUGCGAAAAGGAGGGGCCAUGGCAAUCGCUGGAGCAUGCCGAAAGCGCAUUUUGCCAGCGAUUCCAAGCCAAGACUAAAAACAAAUGGGCCGACCGGCACCAGUUUGAGGUCAAGCCAGGCGCGUAUGGAAUCGUCGACCUGGACAAUGGGCGCCAUCGAUCCGCCGUUGCUGCCGCGGCAUCUCUGGCGGAAUCGCAUCGCCCCCAACAAGGUGUUCGAGUGUUUUUCGAUGCGUGGGACGGGGGCGUGCAUUUGGACAUGAAGUGCAUGCCCCUUGGGACUUUGAGCGCCCGCCAAAUCGAAAAAGGCAUGGCUGUGCUUGACGCCCUGCGGGGCUGCGUGGACAGUGGAAGCGUCUUGAAGAGCAUGUUUCAAUCUCUAUCGGCCCACUUCUACCAGAUCAUUCCGCACGCAAGCCCCCUGGUCGUGCUUUCCACUCGCAAACAACUCAAUACAAAGCACGGCAUGCUGUCUCGACUCCACGGCCUCGUCACCGGUGCCACCAUCGAGAAUGCCAUGCGGUCCCAUCGCAUGAUGACCCCAUCGUCGCUUCAUUGUGACCUCGACACGGUGACUCGAAUGGACUCGAUGCAUCCAGUCAUCAUAAAGUACAUUUCGAACGGUGGAGGCGACAUGGCCAAAGUGGUGGGCAUUUGA
Aphanomyces invadans is the source of this 786-nucleotide messenger RNA. RefSeq lists its product as hypothetical. The coding region runs from base 1 to 786 and encodes 261 amino acids. Gene Ontology annotation, molecular function: NAD+ poly-ADP-ribosyltransferase activity. The record is from RefSeq and is a predicted model, not a curated record. The transcript has a single exon. Lineage: Eukaryota; Oomycota; Saprolegniomycetes; Saprolegniales; Verrucalvaceae.